AUGAGCAGUGGCAUCAAACCGAAUCAAUCUGGUAAGCUGUCGCACGCUCCUGGCAGUCAGAGUCUGCUGCUGGAAAAGGCUCGCGUCAGAACUUCUACCCCAGAUUCCGAGGCGCUUGCAAGCUCAGAGGACGAAGGCGAUCAUCGCCAGGACUUCGUUGUUACCCAGCCCCAUAAGCCAGCCCGCAGAUCAUCUUGGUUAAACGAUACCUCGCAGCCUUUGCCUCGGCCCCGGCAAGGCUCUUUCGCCAGCAACACCGUCUCGUCUCCCAACGCGUCGCACCCUUCUACGCCCUCAGCGGACAACACUGCUGGACCCUGGGGUUCUCAUUCAGCUUCUUCCGCAAUGUCUCGUCCUCCCGGUGCAUCUUCGUUCCCCUGGGGAACAGGUAUUUGGAACAACGAUCGCAAGGAUCCUCCAUCCAGACUGACCGAAGUUUUGCCCUCGCCUACAUCGACCGUGCCUCCUGGUACUGCUGGCAACUCGUUCUUUAGUCCAGAUCAGGGACUCGCGCAAACCUCUCCCUCACGAGACCAAGGACAAAACAGCCAGAUUCCGUUCGCUAUACCGCUUCACCCAACCCCCAAAACGUACCGAUCGCAGUCAUACUCGGUGGGCCAGAUGGAGCUAGAAGCGCCCACUUCCUCGGGCAUGAGCUCUUCUGCGAUUCUUGGUCGCGCGAGGCAUCAUCCUGCUCUGCAGCAUCGUCCUUCUCGCCCUAGUAUGCUGAGUGAAAUGUCCAACGAUGGAUCCCUCCUAGGCAAGGUCAAGGAAGUCGAGGACGACGAAGACGAGAGUGCUAGCGAAUCUCUGCAAAACUCGUUCCACCAGAGCGCUGAGUCCAAGACUAUUGAGAUGCUCACCAGAGAAAAUGCUUUGUUGCGCCAACAGCAAUUUACACGCAUUCGACCCCGCGCUUCCACGGGUGCGUCUUAUUUGACCAAUGGACAUCCCCUCCACGAAGUCGUACUCGAAGAGUCCGAUUACGCCAUUGACGAGCUCGACGAGAAUCAAGACCCAAAGGACCCUAUGGGCCGCCGUGCGUCGCACCGUCGCAUGAGUGAGUAUGGUCCUCCAACCUAUCGAACUCCUCAUGGCAUGGAAGGUCGCAAGUUGGAAAAUGCUCAACUCAAAAAAGCCCUUUGGUCAAGCUCGCCGAGUUACUCAUUGGGCGAUCCUUCACAGAGCAGGCGCCACUCUUUUGCCAACAUGCCAACUCGCCAAGGAUCCAUUAGCUCUAUUGCAGACUCUGUUGCAACUCUCGAGGCCGCUCAGGCCGAUCAGCAGUCGGUGCAUUAUGGUGGUAGCUUCCAGGAUCCUGCUACCUUGAUGGGUUUGAGCAACCCAAUGAAUUCGCACGUCAAUAGCAUGAGCAGUGCGAUGCAGGCCAACUUCACCAACCCAUUCGCAGGCCAAUUUGCUCCACAAAACCAGUUUCAAAACCGCCCGCCGUCACCCCGCCACAUGUAUGGUAUAGGUCAGCCUCGCCUUAACCAGCUGCUGCAUGUUGUUCUUUUCAAGUGCGCCAGAGCCGAUGUUUUCUAUAUUCAGGAAGGAACUGGUCUUACAGUCAAGCCUGGAGACCUCGUAAUUGUCGAGGCAGAUCGAGGCACUGAUCUGGGCACUGUCGCAAAAGACAAUGUAGACUGGCAAACUGCGAAGGAUCUCAAGGAGCACUACGCAGAGGAACAAUACAAGUGGCUUAUGAUGUAUUCUCAAGGCGCUGCCGCUGCUCAAGAGGGCAAUGGUGGAAUGUUGUCUGCUGCUCAUGGCUUGCCCGGUAGCGCUGUGGGAGGCAUGGGCCCAGCCGGCCAGCAUCACAUGCAAGAACCACCUAACGGUGAGAUCCGCCCAAAGCUCAUCAAGCGCCUUGCCCAGAAUCACGAGGUGCACGCGCUCCGAGACAAGGAAGGCCAGGAGGCCAAAGCGAAGAGAGUCUGUAUGCAGAAAGUCAAGGAGCACGGGCUCAACAUGGAGAUUCUUGAUGCCGAGUUCCAGAUGGACUGGAAAAAGCUAACCUUUUACUACUUUGCCGAUGCUUACAUCAAUUUCAACUCUCUUGUGACGGACUUGUUCAAGAUUUACAAGACAAGAAUCUGGAUGUCGGCCAUCAAUCCAGCAUCGUUUGCCAGCCCUACUUUGGGCAUCCAGGCACCGAGCGGAGUAGGACCCGGCGCGGUCAACCAGGGCAGGGCUUCCGCCACCGGUGAUCGCAGAGGAAAUACGCAUCAGCAUGAGCAGCAACAGCAGCCACCUCCCCAACCAGUGCAAGCCAUCUCACCAGGCCCUCAGGGUCGCGGCAUGCGUCCCGGCUCAGGUGCAGGCGGUUUCAACCAGCCAUCUAUGGGGCUGGACCGGCAUGUGUCUCCUGUGCCCGCCACUGGUUACCCCAAUUCGAAUUACGCAUUUGCUCCUGCGGGUGCUUUUGGCAAUGCGAGACCGCCGCACGCCCUUUAUAACACUGGCUCUUCUCCUGGCAUGGAAGGAGUUUCUGGUGGAUUCCAGCAUCCGGGAGAUUUUCAAGCACCACAUCGGCGCUUUCACCCUGGACAAGGUGAAGGGGGGCCUCAACACCACUUGCAGCGCGGCUCGCCCAUGUCCACCCAGGGAGACUGGUCUGCCGCAUUUCAGGGGCUUUCCCUCAACACUCAUUAA
Molecule: messenger RNA, 2655 nt
Organism: Beauveria bassiana ARSEF 2860
Lineage: Eukaryota; Fungi; Ascomycota; Sordariomycetes; Hypocreales; Cordycipitaceae
Product: suppressor protein PSP1
Exons: 2
Coding region: 1-2655 (884 amino acids)
Cellular component (GO): cytoplasm
Source: RefSeq, a predicted model, not a curated record